GGUCUCUCGAGUCUUCCGUUCUGAUAAAAAAAGAGACGGAAGGAGCAUAGAAGCGGCGUGUCGCAUCACCGGGCCAGUCUGCCACCAUUCCCCAGCAUUUAACGGGUCGCCCUCUUUAGACGGCCGCAUCGCCGUCUCCUUUGAGCUCCUCACGUUUCUCCUCUUCCGCUUCUUUUUUUUAGCUUCGAAAGGCAUGGAUGAAACCGGCAUUGGACCGAUGAAGCAGUCGCCGGGCAACCCAUUCUUGUCCGUCUCCAAACAACAGCAGCAGUACCAUGUAAACCCCAAUGCUACGCAAGCCAUUGGGCCGUACUCCAACAUUGGCGCCGAGUGUGGGAAGCGCUCAGGCGUCCCUCCCGCUUCCCCUUGCUCCCAGUUGCCGUCCCUCCCCCCUCGCUCGCCGCCCUUGGCGGUGGCCGCGCAGCAGCUGCCACCUGUCGCCCGCCACCACUCCCGUUCCCGCUCCCAACCGACCUUCUUCUCCCUCGACUCACUGCCGACCCUGAUCUGCCGCGGCGACUCCUCGUCGACCACCUCCCUCUCCGACUCAGUAUCAGCGGAUGUCUCCAUGGACGACCACGACGUUCCCAGCUCCCACUCCCCGCCACUCCCGCCCAAUAACGUCGCCGCCGCCGCCGCCGCCCAGGAAAGGGAUGACCUUCCACCUCGCAAGACGCACCGGCGCUCCCAGAGCGACGUCCCGUCCGCCUUCUUUCCCCCGUCUCUGCCCGUGCAGGCCGCGACUGCCGCCCCUUUCGCCGGGGGGUUUCUGGACUCUGCUAAGCUGACGGUGGCGGGAGUGAAGCUGGAGAACCACUGGGACGUCGGAUUGGACGCCGAUGCCGUCUCGGGCGAUGACUUGUUCAACGCUUACAUGAAUUUGGAUGGCUUCGAUGCGCUAAAUUCCUCCGAGGACAACCGCGAGGAUCUGAACAGCAGAGACAGCGGAUCCAAGACGAAUGCCGCUGACAGUAGCGAGAACGAAGCAGAUAGCAAAGCGAAAGAACAUCUGAAGGGCGGGCUGAAGCGAAAUGCUGCAGGUGAUCCUUCUCAGGUCAUGGCGGCCUCUAGGCACUGUAGGAGUUUCUCGAUGGACAGUUUCAUGGGCAAGUUCAACCUCGAGGAGGAGCCGCAAAAGCUGCUGCCUUCCUCCGGAUUGCGAGCGAGGCAGAGCUCUAAAUCCAAUUCAUUUGACGUGGCGCCCAACACCUUCAGCUUAGAGUUUGGCAAUGGCCUUUUUACUGCUGCAGAGAUGAAGAAGAUCAUGGAGAACGAGAAGCUCGUCGAGAUGGCAAUGACCGAUCCUAAACGCGUCAAGAGGAUAUUAGCCAACCGACAUUCUGCUGCCCGCUCCAAAGAGCGUAAGAUGAGGUACAUCGCAGAGUUGGAACACAAGGUGCAGACAUUGCAGACGGAAACCACCAAUUUGUCAACGCAGCUGACUUUUCUGCAAAGAGACUCAGCUGGGCUCACAAAUCAGAACCACGAGCUGAGGUUUCGUCUUCAAGCUAUGGACCAGCAGGCGCAACUGAGAGAUGCUCUGAACGAGGCUCUGACCGCAGAAGUGCAGCGUCUGAAGCUUGCUGCUACAGGGCUUGCUGAUGCUCAUCCUUCCAAGAGCUUGAAUCAACAAGCAUCCAUGGAUCCUCAGAGGUAUCAACUGCAGUCAAAGCUGCAACGUGCACAUGUGCCUCCCUACCAACUACAGAAACAACAGGAUGACACGGUAAUGGAUUCCAGAUCUGAGCAGUAAUUUGACCAACAAGGGAGAAUUGCUACAUAUAUAGAAGAAAGUAAUUGGUGGCUUGUUUAAUUGUUUCUUCCAGCAAUUGUGUAAAUGAAGAUUUGCUGUGUUUGGUGUAGGAGAUUUGGUUUAUUUGGGAGGACUAGAACAUGAAUUUUAUGGAAAUUGACCUAUUCUUUAAAUCAUAACCAUGCUGAAAGGUUUCGAAUUGUAUAGGUUGUCCUAAAUCUAUGUAUUUUUGUCGAAGUUUGUGAAAGCUAGAAUGAGAUUGUGGUCCAACAAAA
Messenger RNA from Musa acuminata subsp. malaccensis (wild Malaysian banana), 2028 nucleotides. RefSeq names its product bZIP transcription factor 29. Gene Ontology annotation, cellular component: nucleus. The record is from RefSeq and is a predicted model, not a curated record. Lineage: Eukaryota; Viridiplantae; Streptophyta; Magnoliopsida; Zingiberales; Musaceae. Gene Ontology annotation, molecular function: DNA-binding transcription factor activity. Gene Ontology annotation, biological process: regulation of DNA-templated transcription.